Molecule: messenger RNA, 3939 nt
Organism: Helobdella robusta
Lineage: Eukaryota; Metazoa; Annelida; Clitellata; Rhynchobdellida; Glossiphoniidae
Exons: 7
Coding region: 1-3939 (1312 amino acids)
Source: RefSeq, a predicted model, not a curated record
AUGACCACAGCAUGCUACCAUAAGUCAAAAAAGAAAUUUGUAAACUAUGGAGCUAAGUUCAGCAAUAGUCAUAUAGUUUCCAGACCUUUUGAUCAGACCUCCCUUUCUCAAAAUGAGACCACGGGCACCCCUAUCAUCAUUGCCCCACAACUAUCUCCGAGAAUCAUGGCUCCUAAAUCAAUUAUGCCCAGACCAAUCGUACAGACAAGUCAGGGAGGGUUUGUUGUCGCAGUCAGUAGCCAGCAACAACAGCAACCUCCUAGAACGUUUUACUUCAUCAACAAUCGUUCUGGGGGGCAGUCGGUUCUUUUGAGUAGCUCAUCCAACUCUCAGACCACCGUCAGAAAAAUUCCGUACUCGGGAAAUACCGGUCAUUCCAUUAUCGAAUCCAACCAAAUCAGCAGAGUGAGAGGUAACCCUUCAUCGAUACAGGCCAUUGUUUCCACAUCCGGACCCAGGUUGUCGUCAUUUGUCGUGGCCCAGCAGCAACAACAGCAGCAGCAGCAUAAAAUGACUCAGCAGCAGCAGAAUGUUCUUUGCGUCAGCCAACAUCGUGUCCCUAACAGUUCAGGAAUGACUGUACUUCAACAUGGAGAAUUGAACCCUAACUCCUUUCACCUGUUGCCAAACCGACCAAUCACGGCUCCUACAGAGAUCAUGUUUGCAAGCAGGUCCAUUGAUGCUGAUGGAACUGUUAAAACUGUCAAAGAGUUUCUUUGUAAUUUCUGUCAGUUCAAGGUGGCAGACCAGUCAGUUUAUGAGACCCACAAAGCCACGCAUUCAUUCUCGUGCAACUACUGCAGUUUCAGGGCCUACAGCAGAUUCGACGUCUUGAGGCAUAAGAAGGAACUGCAUCCACAAUCUUCCGAGGAGUUGGCUGGAUACAUCGAAUUAGACAAAAUGAUUGAAAGUUAUUCAAUGAUGGCUGCCUCAUCGUCGUCAUCAUUCUUUCCGACAUCAUCGUCUUCGUCAUUGAUCCCACAGACUUCAUCGUCAUCGUCAUUGCUAAUCCAACCAUCAUCAUCAUUCUCAUCGUCUUCUGGAGCAUACUCGCUGUUGCAACCGUCGUCAAAUCGUUUAGUUGCUUCUGUUUCUGGCACUAGAACUGUUUUCACUUUUAUGCCGUCGUUAUCAUCAUCAUCCUCCUCAUCAUCAUCAUCAGUAGCAGCUGUAGCAGUUGUUUCAUCAUCGUCACUGUCAUCAUCUUCAUCGUCGUCAUCAUCGCGUGUUGUGCACUCAUUGAAAGCACCAACUAUAUCCCAAAGGUUGUGGCUGCCCAAUCAGAGCAACAGCAGCAGCAAUCAAGCAGUUCAGCAGCAGCAGCAGCAACCACAGCAACGUGAGGAUGGUGAUGCUGGUGGCAACGUUAAUGAUGGUGGAGAAUCCAACAACAUUAACAUGAACAAUGACGAUGAUAACAAUUCAAACAGUGCUAGAAACAACGUGGAUAAAAACUCUAAUAGGGAUGUUGCCAAUGGAGACAGCAACACUGGGCAACAAGAUGAUGUCGAAGCUAAAGAUAAACAACUUCAAAAAAAUUCAAAAUCCUUGGCACCGAGCAAAACUGACAACGGCAGAUCAGCAUCUAAAAAUAGCAAUGCCUCUGACUCCACCGACAUUGAAAUGGACAAAAUGAAAGCACUCUCAGGCAAUAGCAGCAAUGAGAAUCGGGUCACAGAUGCAGCAGCUACUAAAACCAGGUCAAGCAGACCGAGAAGAGCUGCUACUAAAAGCAAACAAUGCAGAGAUUACGAUUUCAGUGAUGAUAACGGUAAUAAUGUUGACGUGGAUGAUAAUGAUUAUGAAUGGGAAGAGUCUAGCAGUAGUAGCAAGAGAAGGAAAAGUAGUAAAAAGAAUAAAGAUGAGUUCAUCAGUCAAGCUAGCAAUGAUAGCAGAGAUUCCUCUAAGGCAAAAGAGAACGUUAUUGUUGUUGCUUCUACUGCUGCAACAACAACAACUGCUACUGCUGCAACAACAAUGAUACAUUCUGUCUCACUGGCUAGCUUACUAACAUCCACAAACAUUUUUAAAUAUCAGUGCAACAUUUGUCAGUUUGCUACCUUUUCAAAAGAGAGCAUCGAGUCUCAUUCUAAAAUUCAUGAUAAAUCAUCAUUUACAUCAACAACUCAGAGCCUGGCAACAUCAACAACAACAUCUUACAACAACAACAACAAACCCGAAACAAUGACAACAACAUCCAUCAGCAAGUUGAUCUCAUCUCCUAGCACAGCAGUACCCAAUGUAAAGUGGAGUUGUUUCUACUGCGAAUUCGCCACCUCCAUUCAAGCCACAGUUGUCAACCACGUCGUGCACGCUCAUCCAUCACAGCCCAUACAGCUGAAAAGGAUUGCUUUCAAUCCGGGUGUAUUUAAUACUGCAGGCAAGCCCAACGACAGCAACAGUGCAAAUAGUAACAUUGGCAGCAGUUGCAGUAGAAAUAGCAUCUUAAAUGUUACCGCUGGCGUUGGUUCACCAAGAAAUCUGAACACAUCUACCGCUUGUUCUACCAUCAUGUCAACGGACAACAACACAAUGCAGCAUUUAACCGCGCAGCAAUCAACAACAGCAUCACCAUCAUUGUUGCCUACCUCGGCAACAUUAACAUUGACUUCUGCUGCUACUACAGCUACUAUUACAACAACCGCUACUGCUUCUGCACAAGAUUCUGGAGGAUGUCUCUGGGGCUGCUAUUAUUGCUCUGCUCAAUCCAUAGACAGGAGUCAGAUCAUACAGCAUCUGAAAAAGGAGCAUGUUAAUUCAAAGUUAGUGGUCACAAGGCGAAGAAUUACUCACGUCCCUACUGUCAGUGCAAAAAUUAGUGAAACCCCAGACAAUGCUGCUGGUGGUGUUGCUAAAAAUACUGAUUCUGACAUUAAUGGAGGAAGUAUUUUUUCUACAACUUGUGCAACACCUUCUACUGAUAUUGUCAGCUCUGGUAAUGCUAUUAAUGCUAACAUCAUUACUACUAAAGAUUCAAAUUCGGCUGAAGCUCUUACUACUUCAUCCAUCACCACUAAUACUACUACUGCUACUGGGGCUAACGAUACUCUGAGUAAAGAAAGUGAUUCUAAACUGUUGGAGCCUGUGGCUAAAAGUGCAAAACGUAACUGUAGGAGGUCUAAAAAAACUUCCAUCGCCGGUAACCACAGCAACAGCAACAAUGAUCAACAAUCCGAUCAGCAACAGCAUCGAAGUUUGAGGAGUAGGAAGGAGGAUUCUACAGAUGAUCCAACUAAACUUUUUGAAGAAAUUCACCCGCCGAAACGACGAAAGACAUCAGCUUCGCCAGCAGCAACGUCGACAACGGCAGCUGCAUCGACAGCCACAACUGCAACAAUUACAACGUCAAACAGUGACAACCCGAUUGAUCUGCCUGAUGAAACAAUGACGACAUUAUCAUCCUCAACAACUGAUGAUAGUAACAGUCGCAUGUCGCCUCCUCUCCUACGCAUUGACCUGGCUGAAGAUGAGGAAAACUCAGAGAAGUGCAUCCCUAAUUUGAAUGCUAACAACAGCCCUAACAAAACUGUCAAUGAUAGCUGUAGCACAGACGGCAGUUCUAAACUGGCCAUUGAUAUUAACUCGAGUUACGAUGACACUAUCAAUUCUGUUAUUGCAAACUGCUGCAUGUACGAUGAUGAGAACGAAGACGAUGGUGGUCUUGAUGACGGUGACAACAACAAAGAAGUGUCAAACAAUUUUUACAAGACAAUGGAAAAUAAAUCGUACACGAGCAAUAAGACAAGAGUCAAUUCAGCUGCUAUGCAGUGGAAAUGUGCUUAUUGUCCAUUUGGAGCUAUGCUCAGGAAUAAGAUUGUGCAGCACGUUACUUCCAUUCACUGUAACUGCCCUGUAAAGUUCUUUAAUAUCGGUUCGUUUGGCUAUACUUGUAUGAGUGAUUUAGAGAUGGAAAUUGAACCUGAACUAAAUUUUGCUUAA